Molecule: messenger RNA, 417 nt
Organism: Branchiostoma floridae (Florida lancelet)
Lineage: Eukaryota; Metazoa; Chordata; Leptocardii; Amphioxiformes; Branchiostomatidae
Product: peptide deformylase, mitochondrial-like
Exons: 1
Coding region: 1-417 (138 amino acids)
Biological process (GO): peptidyl-methionine modification; N-terminal protein amino acid modification
Cellular component (GO): mitochondrion
Molecular function (GO): peptide deformylase activity
Source: RefSeq, a predicted model, not a curated record
AUGAGAAGACCAUCAAAACCGCCCCAUGACUUUGUGGUACCUGUAGGUAAUCCAAUUUUGCGUGGGCAGGCCUUAGCCGUUGAUCACAGGAAUAUCAAGAGCAAAGAAACUCAGGAAGUGCUGGAACAGUUAGUCAAGGUGAUGAGAAAAAAGGGAGCCGUUGGACUGAGUGCGCCUCAGGUAGGCGUUGGACUACAGAUAAUAGCAGUGGAGUGCACCAGGAAACAGUUGGACCUUGUGCCGCAGGAAAUCAGGAAAAUUAGAGAAAUGCAAGAGUUCCCACUGAAGAUCUUCAUCAACCCCAAGCUGAAGGUGACCGACUACUCAACUGUAGUGUUCCCAGAGGGUUGUGAAAGUCUGCCAGGAUUUCAGGCCAAUGUGCCCAGGUACUACGGUGUAAAUAUCACGGGUCAGUAA